Molecule: messenger RNA, 787 nt
Organism: Radiomyces spectabilis
Lineage: Eukaryota; Fungi; Mucoromycota; Mucoromycetes; Mucorales; Radiomycetaceae
Exons: 4
Coding region: 115-579 (154 amino acids)
Source: RefSeq, a predicted model, not a curated record
CUUCAUGUGCCGCACUUACGACGCGAUCUGGCCCUCAGACUCCGCAACACCGGGAACAAGAAACCACAAACGCGGAAGCUCGCCUCGUCUUGUACAACCUCCUUCAUAAUAUCAAUGAAGCAGAUACCUUGUUAUCUUUCAAUGAAAGAUGCAAUAGUUCUUUCAUUAAAUCAGAAGGCAAGAAACUCUUUGUCCUGGUUGUCUUCACCUAUGGUUAUAUCUGUCCUGAUCGUCUCCGCACGUCAUGAACCUUUGAACGAUCAGGAGAAGGUCAAGUGUUGCGACUGCCUCAGUGGCAUUCUUGACACGACAAGGGAGGUGCAGAGAUCGUUGUUCACUGAAUCGCGUUGGCCUAUGCUUGUGGAGCGAUUUAAAUCACGGCGUUUACGACAUAUUCCGAAACUCCACGCGGAGCUACGAAAAGUUUCUAAUACGGGUAGCGCUGAAGCUGAAUCCGACGAUAUUCUUAAAGACGCUAUCCAAGAAGUGGAGUCAUCAAAGAGGCUCAAAAGACACGACGUACAAUGGGUUUCUUUCAAAACAUUUCGUCAGGAACUUCGAACCCCUUCAUCGACGUAAAAGCCGAGGUGCGCUAUUCCAUAUCAUGACGGGUUCGAAGUAUUUCACCACAAAGAUCAACGUCUGGGGCUCUGAUGAUAAAACUGUCACUUUUCGAACCAAAUUCAUCGCGAACGGCCUCUAUGAUGAUGCGUAAUUGUUUUAUCUCCUAUUGCCAAAUCAAAGGGAUAAAUGGCUACCGAAAAUCCUGGCGCAUAGGAUUGUCCUU